Messenger RNA from Serpula lacrymans var. lacrymans S7.9, 696 nucleotides. RefSeq lists its product as uncharacterized. The record is from RefSeq and is a predicted model, not a curated record. Lineage: Eukaryota; Fungi; Basidiomycota; Agaricomycetes; Boletales; Serpulaceae. The coding region runs from base 1 to 696 and encodes 231 amino acids. The transcript has 3 exons.
AUGAACCCACAGCUCACCCGUGCUCGGAUUUUGGCCCUCGGCUCAUUUGUGGCUAAUUUUUCUUGCCAGCUUUAUGGCAUGCUUACCACCCCCAAUAUGAAACAAGUAGCAGACGAGAACCAUUAUGCUUACUCUCCGAAUCCAUUCUUUAUCGCUGCCUUUUUCGCGAUGCAGACAGUUCUUCAACUUUUAUGGAUAAAAAACCUUUUCGUCGUAUCUUCAGCUGGUCCUAGCCCAAAGUACGAACAUAGUAUCACACUACCGGGGGGCAUCUCAAAUGUGGACCCUGAUACAUUGGCACCUCCUCCAAAUUCUGAUGAGCCAGAGCCUUCCCAAAUGGCGUAUGUCCCUAUAUAUGCUCUGGGUAACAUUUGCAUAGCUGCAUGGAUGGUAUUCUGGAUUAGUCAAAAAUUCUGGGUUUCUCAGGCAUUUGUAACGGUCAACACGCUCGUCCAGCUCUAUGCUGUUUUCUAUCUUUUGGGCCCUUCUUCUCCUUUUGCACUCUCCGGAGUCAAUUUCUUAACACACAUAGUCGCAAAAACUUUCGCGGGAAUAGGGGUCCUUGACUUUUUGGACAACGGUGCCGUGGCUAUGGUCUGUCUUGUUGCUUUAUAUUUUUCUCUUUCUAAUGCUUUCAUUCUCGCAUAUAGGGUUACGCGGGUUCUCCGUCCACGCCUGUUCAGAUCCUCACUGUAG